AGCUCUCUACAUCCUCGAUGCUUCAUAAGAAAACCACACCAAUCGGAUCAUUUUUCACGCGGAGUUGUUGGAAAUAUAAAGACUGGCAGGCAUGCUGACCAGCUUUAUGGAGGGUCUUCUCUGCUGCCUGUCCUCAAAGUCGGCCAACGUUGUUGUUCCUGUAGAAACCUCAGAACCAUCUGAUGGCUACGAGUUUGUGGAGGUGAAACCAGGCCGCGUCCUGCGGGUUCGACAUAUCAUCCCUGACCGGGCAGUGGUGGAGGAACCCACUGGGCUGGGUGGGAUUGUCAGCUGCAAACGAAAGAUCACAGUGUAUCGUAAUGGACAGCUGUUUAUUGAGAACUUGGGUGACAGGGCGAGUGCAGAGCUGAAAAACUGCCAGAAUGGAGAGACAGAACCAGACAGCGCUGAGGAGGUUGAACUGACAGAUUGUGGAAACUCCUCGCCGCCCGCCAUCUUACCUGAGGCCAGGUCUGAGUCUGUCACAGCUGGAAAAGACAGGACAGCUGAAACAGGAGAAAGUGGAGAUGCACCGGCUGCUGGACAGACUGACCAGUCGCAGGAACCCAGGAUACGAAGGCGGAAGCCCAAGCGCACAGUGGUGAUCGACUGUGAGAGGCAGAUAUCAGCCUGUAAAGGGACACAUGCAGAUGUGGCUCUGUUCUUCAUCCAUGGAGUGGGAGGCUCACUGGAUAUCUGGGGAAACCAGUUGGACUUCUUUUCCAAGCUGGGCUAUGAGGUGAUCACCCCGGACCUGGCAGGUCACGGUGCCAGCUCAGCACCAAAGAUAGUGGCUGCAUACACUUUCUAUGCCCUGGCUGAGGAUAUGAGACUUAUCUUCAAGAGAUAUGCACGCAAGAGGAAUAUUCUCAUAGGACAUUCUUAUGGUGUGUCGUUCUGUACCUUCCUGGCACACGAGUAUCCGGAACAGAUCCACAAGAUGGUGAUGAUCAACGGAGGUGGUCCCACAGCGCUGGAGCCCAGCCUCUGCUCCAUCUUCAACCUGCCCACCUGCGUGCUUCACUGCCUCUCCCCGCUGCUAGCCUGGAGCUUUCUCAAGGCUGGUUUUGCUCGGCAGGGUGCCAAGGAGAAGCAGCUGCUGAAAGACAACAAUGCCUUCAACGUGUCCUCUUUUGUGCUGCGCGCCAUGAUGAGUGGGCAGUACUGGCCUGAGGGGGACGAGGUCUACCAUGCUGAACUCACAGUUCCCAUCCUGCUGGUUCACGGCAUGCAUGACAAGUUUGUCCCCAUCGAAGAGGAUCAGCGCAUGUCGGAGAUACUCCUAAUGGCCUUCCUGAAGGUCCUGGAGGACGGCAGUCACAUGGUCAUGAUGGAGUGUCCUGAGGCUGUCAACACACUCCUGCAUGAGUUCAUCCUGUGGGAGCCGGCCAUCCCUCCAACUCCAAAGAAAGAGUCAAAAACACGCCCAGAAACGGCCAACUCCCAAUCUGACAACACCAAGGCUACAUCUGACCCUUCCAAGGUCCGACCUUCAACUGCAAGGCAGACCUCAUCCAACGGCAGCACAGUGGAGAAGCCAGACAGCAAGGCCAAGAAAUGACUGAAGAGUUAAAGCUGAAGCUUCCAGUGGUUGCUACACAAUAUCAUGGCUGGCCAUGCACUAUGUGGGUCCUGAUCAUCUGAGCUGGUUGUAGCUGUUGAACCUGAUGCUGAGCCAAAAGAGCCAGCUGAAAUGAUGCAGCUGAAUGUUGGACGAGUGAAGAUGUGACACA
Cottoperca gobio is the source of this 1733-nucleotide messenger RNA. RefSeq names its product abhydrolase domain containing 8b (gene abhd8b). Gene Ontology annotation, biological process: lipid homeostasis; phosphatidic acid biosynthetic process. Gene Ontology annotation, cellular component: mitochondrion. The record is from RefSeq and is a predicted model, not a curated record. Lineage: Eukaryota; Metazoa; Chordata; Actinopteri; Perciformes; Bovichtidae. Bases 92 to 1561 code for a protein of 489 amino acids. The transcript is spliced from 5 exons. Gene Ontology annotation, molecular function: lysophosphatidic acid acyltransferase activity; carboxylic ester hydrolase activity.